This is a messenger RNA of Cinclus cinclus, 1278 nucleotides long. It is a transcript of the gene UBE2D1, whose product is annotated as ubiquitin conjugating enzyme E2 D1. The record is from RefSeq and is a predicted model, not a curated record. Gene Ontology annotation, biological process: ubiquitin-dependent protein catabolic process; protein polyubiquitination. Gene Ontology annotation, cellular component: nucleus. Gene Ontology annotation, molecular function: ubiquitin conjugating enzyme activity. The transcript is spliced from 7 exons. NCBI's taxonomy places the organism in Eukaryota, Metazoa, Chordata, Aves, Passeriformes, Cinclidae. Bases 38 to 481 code for a protein of 147 amino acids.
UCCAGCUGCGCGCUUCGCGCUUCCGCCUCGCGUUCCCAUGGCGCUGAAGCGGAUACAAAAAGAACUAAGUGAUCUGCAGCGAGAUCCACCAGCCCACUGUUCUGCUGGACCUGUGGGAGAUGACUUGUUUCAUUGGCAAGCAACUAUUAUGGGACCUCCUGAUAGUGCAUAUCAAGGGGGAGUAUUUUUUCUCACAGUACACUUUCCAACAGACUAUCCUUUCAAACCACCAAAGAUUGCUUUUACAACAAAAAUCUAUCACCCAAACAUAAACAGUAAUGGGAGUAUUUGUCUUGAUAUCUUGAGAUCACAGUGGUCACCAGCUCUGACUGUUUCUAAAGUUUUAUUGUCCAUAUGCUCCUUACUUUGUGAUCCUAAUCCAGAUGAUCCUUUAGUACCAGAUAUUGCACAGAUCUACAAGUCAGACAAGGAAAAAUACAACAGACAUGCAAGAGAAUGGACUCAGAAAUAUGCAAUGUAAACUUUUGAAGACAUUUUCAUAUACCACAGAGUACUGUAAAUUCUAGGUUUUUUCAAAGUUACAAGGAAAUGGAGCACAGUUUAUGGCUUCAUUGUGGCACCCCUUGAAUUUUUUUUCACCCAUCCAAGUGUGUUUCUGGAACAAGAGAGAACAAACUUCCAAAAAUAACCUUAUGACUUUGAUGAGAAUAUUUAUCAUCUUUGUAUGCUUUGCAGAAGACAUUUAUUAUAGUUUUUAAGAGUUGGACACCUGCAUAAUUCAGUUGUAAAUCAACUAAAUUGUUUUUGAAAAGAGCUGUUUUCAUGUGAUGAAUACUGUAUGUGUCAUUGAAGUAUAUUGUCUGUUUCGUGUGUUCAAGUUUCUUUUUGUUAGUUCUCUUAUAUAAUUUGUAUUUUUUACUGUAUAGACUAUUUUAAUUACAGUGUAAGUCAUUUCAUUUUAGACUUGCUUAUGCACAAUAUUGACUAGAUACAACUGCUAAUAGUGAAAGUAAUUGGAGAAUCUCACCCAUUAGAAUAUUCUGAAGACUGACUGCAGACUUCUAAAACAUAAAAUGGUCUUUGCACUGUACAUCUUUGUAUGCUGAUUAUGGAGAAACACUUGGUUUUGAUUCUGUUGCAUACUUGACUUAAUUUUAUCACGAUGUGAACUAAUUGCACUGGUAUGUAGAAAGAUAGGUAACUUUUGUUGCUAUUCACAACUGAUUUUUGACGUGUGGGCAACAUAAUACUCUCACAGAGCUUUUACAAAUCCAGAUGUAGCCUUUUCCAUAUAAAUAAAAUACAUUUUCUACUUUC